This is a messenger RNA of Penicillium antarcticum, 1833 nucleotides long. Its product is annotated as pseudouridine synthase DEG1. Gene Ontology annotation, biological process: mRNA pseudouridine synthesis; tRNA pseudouridine synthesis. Gene Ontology annotation, molecular function: pseudouridine synthase activity; RNA binding. Bases 1 to 1833 code for a protein of 610 amino acids. The record is from RefSeq and is a predicted model, not a curated record. The transcript has a single exon. Gene Ontology annotation, cellular component: cytoplasm; nucleus. Lineage: Eukaryota; Fungi; Ascomycota; Eurotiomycetes; Eurotiales; Aspergillaceae.
AUGGCGGAUACCAAACAAGAACAAACAGACUACUCAGCCUGGAGUAACACCAGCCUGAUCGCCCGAAUCACCGAGCUAGAGCGCCAACUCCACUCCCAAACAACUGAGUUCAAAGCGCCAACAGAAGCCCCGUCGCAGACACCCCGCCAUCCUCAAGCGCCCAUCUCUACCGACGUCCGCGAACCUGACAUCCCACACCCCGAAACCUCCAACCUGUCCAAGAAGCGACCCCUUUCCCCCCCGGAAGGCGAUAUCACACACACUCCCGCGCCUUCACGGGUCCACAAGAACGAUCGCAGCUUCGAUCCCUCCAAAUACUCGACGCGGUACAUUGCGCUCAAGUUUGCAUACCUCGGUCAGCGAUACAAUGGACUUGAGCAUACAAAUGGCAAUGUAACACCGCUGCCUACAAUCGAAGAGGUUAUGUGGAAGGCUUUGCGGCGCACACGUCUGAUCUUCCCCGAAAUUACGGAUGGCAAUGAGCCAGACGAUGUCGAGCCCCGGGCUUUGCGGCCUUACCACCUUUACUGGGAUGGAUGUGAAUACUCCAAGGCAGGACGUACGGAUCGGGGAGUGAGCGCCUUCGGACAAGUUAUUGGGUUGAGGGUCCGUAGCUCACGACCGAAACCUAAGCCCUCCGCCGAGGGCGAUGAUGCGAUGCAGAUUGAUUCAGGGUCUGGUGGAAAGCAGUGGGAUGAUAUUGCUGAUGAGACGAAUUAUGUACAAGUACUGAACAGAGUGCUUCCGGAAGAUAUCCGUGUUUUGGCUUGGUGCCCUAACCCACCUGAAGGGUUCAAUGCUCGCUUCUCUUGCCGCGAACGUCGAUACAGGUAUUUUUUCACCAAUCCUGCUUUCUCUCCGACGCCUGGGGCCCCUGGGUUCGAGAACCGCGCACAAAACGGAAAGGGGCCGCGUGCUCAGUACCGUGAGGGCUGGCUUGAUAUCGACGCUAUGCGCGAAGCAGCUAAGUAUUUCGAGGGCAAUCAUGAUUUCCGGAACUUCUGCAAGCUGGACACCAGCAAGCAGAUUGAGAACUUUGAACGCGUUAUCUUCCACUCCGAUAUUGAGGUUGUCAACCCCAAGACUAACCCUGUGGGUUAUGUUGGACAACCCGGGUUCCAGGCCAAAGCGGUUUCGACUGCUGAAGCGGAUUUGACGCCUCCUUCGACGACCACCCAGAACACUCCUCUUGUGUACUCUUUCACUCUCCACGGUUCUGCCUUUUUGUGGCACCAAGUGCGGCACAUGGUCGCGAUUUUGUUCCUGGUGGGACAAGGACUCGAGUCUCCAUCUAUUGUGCCUGAACUAUUGGAUAUUCAGAAAAAUCCCCGAAAGCCAACCUAUGAAAUGGCUGAUGAUGCUCCUCUUGUCCUUUGGGACUGUAUCUUCCCCGAUGAGAACUCGGGUAACCGUGUAGAUGCCAUGGAUUGGAUCUAUGCUGGCGACACCCGCGGUAACAACAACACGACCGCCAAGGGCGAUAGCAAGUUCGGUAUGCGGGGAGCCGUUGAAAAAUUGUGGUCGGUUUGGAGACAGCGCAAGAUCGAUGAAAUCCUAGCGGGUGCUCUCCUGGACCUGACUGUCAGCCAAGGUGACCAAAGUGCUGCGCAGAACACUGGCAGCGAAUCAUUAAAUCAUGGCCCCAAGAAGUCAAACAAGGGCGCAAAGAUCUGGGUUGGGGGAAAUGAGACUCGUCCCCACGGAAAAUAUGUCCCCGUCAACGAGAAAGGCAGGAUGGAUACCGUGGAGAUUCAAAAUGCCCGAGGACUUGUGUCAAAGCAGCGCAAGCUGGCAAACAAGGAAGAGGCUGCGGCAAAGUUGGCCCAAGCCUAA